Messenger RNA from Anastrepha obliqua, 279 nucleotides. RefSeq names its product cuticle protein 5.1-like. The transcript has 2 exons. The record is from RefSeq and is a predicted model, not a curated record. The coding region runs from base 43 to 279 and encodes 78 amino acids. Lineage: Eukaryota; Metazoa; Arthropoda; Insecta; Diptera; Tephritidae.
CUCUACUACAGUAAAACAACAAUCAACUACAAAAUAAUCAAAAUGUUCAAAUACUUCGCUCUCGUAUUCGUGGCCCUCUUCGCCUUCGCUGCUGCCGAGCCUAAACCCGCAGUCGUCGCACCAUUGGCCUACUCUGCUCCAUUGGUUGCUUCGCCCUACGCCGCCGCCUACGCUUCUCCGUAUGCUGCCUAUGCUGCUGCUCCUUAUGCCGCCUACGCAUCACCUUACGCUGCUUACUCUGCUUACCCAUACAGCGCUGCUUAUUUGCUUCGCAAAUAA